This is a messenger RNA of Aspergillus homomorphus CBS 101889, 813 nucleotides long. RefSeq lists its product as uncharacterized. Lineage: Eukaryota; Fungi; Ascomycota; Eurotiomycetes; Eurotiales; Aspergillaceae. The transcript has 2 exons. The record is from RefSeq and is a predicted model, not a curated record. The coding region runs from base 1 to 813 and encodes 270 amino acids.
AUGUCCAAACCACUUCCCACCAUCGCCUUCUUCGGCGCCACGGGCGGUUGCGCCCUCCACUGCCUAGUAUUAGCACUGCAAGCAGGCUAUCAUUGCAACGCAUUAACGAGCUACUCACCAAGGAAAAUAGUAGUCCGCACCCCAACCAAACUAACCGAUCUCCUCAUCACCCACGACAUCCCCUCUACCACAAUCACCACAAACCUGCACAUCAUCCCCGGCAACGCAACAGACACCACCGCCGUCCGCUUCACCCUCCUCACACCCGACACCAACGCGCCAGUCAGCCUAAUCAUUACCGGAAUAGGGAGCCGACUCAAAUUUGAGUCCCUGCUGCACCCGACCCUCGAGAACCCUACCAUCUGCCAGGACGCAAUGAGCACGCUACUCGAGGCUCUCCACUCCCUUCCUAAUCCCCAAGGAACGCAAAAGCCCAGACUCGUCGUUAUUAGCGGAACGGGCGUAGACGCCAAACGCGACGUGCCAUACUUGAUGCUUCCGCUGUUCAAUUGGAUGCUCAGGGUGCCGCAUGCUGACAAGAGGGUUAUGGAGGGAAUGGUUCUGGCUGAGACGGACAGUCAGAGUCCGGCGAUCGAAAAUUUUAUGAUUGUGCGGCCGAGUUUGUUGGUGGAUGGGGUCGGUUCUGGUGGGUUGGAGAAGGUCCGGGUUGGCACUGCCGAGGAGCCGGCCAUUGGGUAUGUGAUUAGUCGGGGGGAGGUUGGGAGGUGGGUGUUCGAGAAUGCGGUUGCUGGUUUGGAGGUGAAAGGGGAGGGGAAGAGAUAUUGGGGGCAGUUUGUUACACUUACGAAUUGA